This is a messenger RNA of Sinocyclocheilus grahami, 562 nucleotides long. RefSeq names its product solute carrier family 25 member 48-like. NCBI's taxonomy places the organism in Eukaryota, Metazoa, Chordata, Actinopteri, Cypriniformes, Cyprinidae. The transcript is spliced from 3 exons. Gene Ontology annotation, molecular function: transmembrane transporter activity. The annotation marks the transcript as partial. The record is from RefSeq and is a predicted model, not a curated record. Gene Ontology annotation, cellular component: mitochondrion. Gene Ontology annotation, biological process: transport.
UGUGUGUUUCCAGAGAACUUUAACCUUGCUGGGAAUGGGAGUGUCCCUUUGCGGUCAAUGGGAAUUCAGUCCCAGUCAUUGUGCAGAGGGCCACUGCACUGCAUUAGUACCGUCCUGCAGAACGAGGGCAUUCAAGGGCUCUACAGAGGCGCGGGAGCCAUGAUAUUACGGGAUGUACCUGGAUACACCCUGUACUUCGUACCAUACACAUUAUUCUGUAACUGGCUGAAUCCUGAUGGCAAUGCCUCACCCCAUCCCUGCUGCAUAUGGCUAGCAGGAGGUUUAGCAGGAUCCAUCUCGUGGGUUACCGCCACACCAGCAGACGUGGUGAAAAGCCGGUUGCAGGCAGAUGCUAUGCAGCACAGGAAAUACAAGGGCAUUCUGCACUGCAUCAUGCAAAGUUACAAGACAGAGGGAAUACAUGUUUUCUUUCGUGGAGCGACUGUCAAUGCUAUCAGAGGAUUUCCAAUGUGUGCAACUAUGUUUCUUGGUUACGAGCUUUCCCUCAAGUUUAUCCGCAGUUUCUAAAACAGACUCAUUCUGCUCCCGAGGAGGGUUUUAG